Colletotrichum karsti is the source of this 1110-nucleotide messenger RNA. Its product is annotated as umta methyltransferase family protein. The transcript is spliced from 10 exons. The coding region runs from base 1 to 1110 and encodes 369 amino acids. NCBI's taxonomy places the organism in Eukaryota, Fungi, Ascomycota, Sordariomycetes, Glomerellales, Glomerellaceae. The record is from RefSeq and is a predicted model, not a curated record. Gene Ontology annotation, molecular function: methyltransferase activity.
AUGAAGGAUACGCAGUCACAUCAUCCUCCCGAUGACGCAGACAUCACCGCCUCUGAUGCCCAGCUCACCUCGGGUGUGUCCGAGAUGGACGUAGACCCAAGGUCGAGCCCACCACGCCCUCCGGUGGCUGUCAACUCUCAUGUCACGGUCGAACCUGACAACGAUUUCGGCAACGAUCUCGAUUCGAUUGAUGAGCAGAUGUCACAGUACUCCAAAUCAUUAACUUCGAGCAUUGUCAACUAUCCUGUGGAAUACGGCCGUCGUUAUCAUGCGUUUCGCGCUGGCUCAUACAAAUUCCCAAAUGACGAACGCGAGAUGGAGCGGUUAGACCUCGCUCAUGCCAUGAUGGUGCUAGCAAUGGGAAACAAACUCUACUGUUCUCCAUUGCAGCCGGAACGAAUACAGAGAGUUCUAGACAUUGGAACAGGGACUGGUAUAUGGGCGAUUGAAAUGGGCGAUAAGUUUGAUCAUGCUGAGAUUAACGGGAUUGAUCUAAGUAAUAUUCAACCCGACUGGAUCCCCCCUAACGUCAAGUUCACAAUCGACGAUAUUGAGAGCCCUUGGGUUGACAAUAAGAAAUACGACUUCAUCAUGUGCCGUUACAUGGGUGCUUCCAUUCAAAAUUGGCCGGGGCUGAUGCAAAACAUAUACGACCACUUGAGUCCUGGGGGUUGGGCAGAGUUCCAGGACGUAAACACGACAUUUUACUCCGAGGAUGGUUCAUACACACCGGAACAUGCCACCUACAAAUGGAUGAACACAUUUGUCGGGGCUUGCGAAUCGACAGGACGCGAUCCUAGCGUGGGACCGAAACUCGAAGGCUGGGUCAGAAGUGCCGGAUUCGAUAACGUCGUCGCCCAGGGCAGUAAGGUACCCUUGGGCAUAUGGCCAAAACAUCCAUACUAUAAGCAGCUAGGAUGGAUGAACUUGAAGUUGACCCUCGACGGGCUCGAAGCCUUGUCGCUGAAACUGUUUUCGGAGAUGCUCAACUGGACCGAAGAGAAAAUUACCGAGGAGCUUGAGAAGGUGCGAGCUGAGUUGCAAAGCGGAGUUUUCCACGCGCUUUUCGACGUUCAUAUGGUGUACGGACAGAAGCCUCUAAACAAAUAG